Molecule: messenger RNA, 972 nt
Organism: Truncatella angustata
Lineage: Eukaryota; Fungi; Ascomycota; Sordariomycetes; Amphisphaeriales; Sporocadaceae
Product: aldo/keto reductase
Exons: 2
Coding region: 1-972 (323 amino acids)
Biological process (GO): D-xylose catabolic process
Cellular component (GO): cytosol
Molecular function (GO): D-xylose reductase (NADPH) activity
Source: RefSeq, a predicted model, not a curated record
AUGACCACUCCAACCAUCAAGCUGAGUAGUGGCCAUGAGAUGCCCCAGGUUGGCUUUGGUCUAUGGAAGGUCGACAACAAGGUCUGCGCCGAUACUGUCUACAACGCCAUCAAGACCGGUUACAGGUUACUCGACGGAGCCUGUGACUACGGAAAUGAGAAGGAGUGCGGCGAAGGCGUCGCCCGCGCCAUUAAGGAAGGCAUCGUGAAGCGCGAGGAGCUCUUCAUCGUCUCCAAGCUUUGGCCCACGUUCAACGACCCAGAGCAGGUCGAGCCCGUGGUGAAGCGGCAGCUGUCGGACUGGGGCGUCGACUACUUCGACCUGUACCUGGUGCACUUCCCCGGCGCCCUCAAGUAUGUCGACCCGUCGGUCCGGUAUCCGCCGGGCUGGCACUACGACGGCAAGUCCCAGAUCGUGCGGUCGAAGACCACGAUCCAGGACACCUGGCGCGCGAUGGAAGGGUUGGUCGACGCCAAGCUCGCUAAGAGUAUCGGUAUCUCCAACUUCCAGGCCCAGCUCAUCUACGACAUGGUGCGGUAUGCACGCAUCCCGCCAGCCACGCUUCAGAUCGAGCAUCACCCAUACCUCGUGCAGCAGGAGCUGCUCAACCUGGCCAAGGAGGAGGGCAUCGCCGUGACGGCGUACAGCUCUUUCGGCCCAGCGAGUUUCCUGGAAUUCGGAUUCAAGCAUGCUGAGGCGUUGGUGCCGUUGAUGAAGGAUGACGUGAUCACCGAGAUUGCGAAGAAGCAUGGCAAGGAGCCCUCGCAGGUCUUGCUGCGCUGGGCAACGCAGCGUGGGCUGGCUGUUAUUCCCAAGACCAGCCGCGUUGAGAUCAUGUCGCAGAACCUGGAUGCGACGAGCUUUGAUUUGGACCAGGAGGACAUUGAUAAGAUCUCGGCCAAGGACGCUGGCCUCCGAUUCAACCAGCCCUCCAACUACUUCCCUACGCAGAAGAUGUGGAUCUUCGGUUGA